GCAGGCCUGGCUGCGGCGGCGUCCUAGAGCGGCGUCGGGUGGCGGCCGCCCAUGGGGUCCUGAGGCGGGUUACUGAAAGUUGCAAACGUGCCUAACAGUCUUUCCUUCUCUCAAGUUUCCCCACAACAAAAAUCAUGUGAGAUGGGUUGAGCCAAAGUCACCCACCUGGCUUUCAUGCCUCAGGGCGUAUAUUUUUCUGUUCCGGUUCCUGACCUACCAAGGCUGUUUAAAUGAGAAUGUCGUUGGCCCAGAGGGUGCUACUCACAUGGCUCUUCACCUUACUGUUCCUGAUCAUGUUGGUGUUAAAGCUGGAUGAAAAGGCACCAUGGAACUGGUUCCUCAUAUUCAUUCCUGUUUGGAUCUUUGACACAAUUCUUCUCGUGAUGAUCAUUGUGAAAAUGGCUCGCCGUUGUAAGUCUGGCUAUGAUCCUCGCAACGGUUCUCAGAACCUCAAGAAGAAAGCGUGGUACCUCGCAGCCAUGCUGCUAAAGCUGGCCUUCUGUCUUGCUCUCUGCGCAAAACUGGAACAAUUUACCGCAAUGAAACUUUCUUACGUCUUUAUUCCCCUCUGGAUUCUGCUAAUUGGAGGGAUGAUCGAACUCGGCUAUAAUAUUUUCUACGUAAGAAGGGACUAAACUAUUUUUUUUUUCACGCUCCUGAGCAAUGCUGCUACGAGGUUACUUCCUCUAAAGGGAUUAUUUAAAAUAUAUAUAUACUUCCAAGCUGUUGGAUGCGGUUCCUCAGCGCGUGAAGCAGAGCUAUCCGAUCGGCAUGUACAUACUGUAAAUAAAACAAUCUCAUGUUUUCUGUGGUUUUCUACA
Crotalus tigris (Tiger rattlesnake) is the source of this 821-nucleotide messenger RNA. It is a transcript of the gene TMEM60, whose product is annotated as transmembrane protein 60. NCBI's taxonomy places the organism in Eukaryota, Metazoa, Chordata, Lepidosauria, Squamata, Viperidae. The transcript is spliced from 3 exons. The record is from RefSeq and is a predicted model, not a curated record. The coding region runs from base 231 to 635 and encodes 134 amino acids.